Molecule: messenger RNA, 207 nt
Organism: Ceutorhynchus assimilis (cabbage seed weevil)
Lineage: Eukaryota; Metazoa; Arthropoda; Insecta; Coleoptera; Curculionidae
Source: the annotation of a GenBank genome assembly
AUGAAAUACGUCGCUAUUUUAGUCUUCGCCCUCAUGGCCAUCUCUUCAGCCUACGCUGGUGCCAUCGGUUUAGGAUGUUGCGGAGGAGCCGUUUUGGCAGCACCCGCUGUCGGAAUCCGUACUGUAGGAGUCGUUGGAGCCCCAGGCUUAGCUGUAGGAGGUUUGGGAUUGGGCGGAUUGGGACACGGCAGAGUACUGUUGGGUUAA